Molecule: messenger RNA, 1254 nt
Organism: Arabis nemorensis
Lineage: Eukaryota; Viridiplantae; Streptophyta; Magnoliopsida; Brassicales; Brassicaceae
Source: the annotation of a GenBank genome assembly
AUGCUUCGAUGGGCUCAUUUAACCGCAGGGAUUCUCUCCGUCGUCAUCUUCUCUGCUCUCCUCAUAGUCUUCCUCCGCCGCUGGUGCUGUCUCCGGAGACCGGAGAUUGAGGAAGCGAGCCCCAUACGGAGUGAUAGCUUUCAGGCUAGAGUCUCCAAGCUCCACCAGACGAGCCUCAUCCACCAACUAGACACCUCCCACAUCAAACGCAGAGGAAAUAUAAUCAACCAUCAGUCCAAGCCUGGUCUAUUCAUCUGGUCUGACCACCCGGCUUUGGUUACCGACGUGGUCGAGAAUGGUUGGACUCGGUUCGGAUUCGUGACCGAAGAUCCUCAUGUAGUGAUCACAUGGGAAGUUUCAAACGGUUCCGUGGACUUCAAGCAAACGGUUCAGUUUAAUCAGAAGACCCUCAACGCGAGAAACCCGUUGAUGAUUCUCCGAGGAUCUCUACCGCUUCCGGGACCACACUUUGCAGGCUCUGCUUUCCCGCAAGAAGCUUACUUCGAAAUCACAAUUCUCGAAAAUCUUCGUGGUCGUGGUGGUGACGUGGAAGGUGAAAAAACGAAGCUGGUCAAGAGCGAUGGUGUCAAAAGUAGUGAAUGGGAUGCGGGAAGCAAAGAAGGUGUUUUGUCUUUGGGACUAGCGACUGUUGGUUCUGUCCAUACACGAUUGCCUGGAAAAUUCCCGGCUUCUAUUGGGUUCCAAUCGGACGGUUCUGUUUAUCUCGAUGGAAUGCAGCUAGUUUGUCAAUCAGAGAAACAUGAGUGGGCAAAGGAAAACAAGGUCGUUGGUUGUGGUUACGAUCCGAGCAAGAAGAAAGUUUACUUCACAAUCAAUUCACACUUGGUUCAUGUCAUCAACUGUAAAGCAGACGAGUUUGGGACUCCUCUCUACCCAAUUCUUGCUUCCAACAUAGAGACCACAAUUCUUAUAAAUUUGGGUCAAUCCCCAUUUUCUUAUAGCCCGGCAAAUGCGCAGCGCACACCAAAUCCUAUUCAUGUGGGUUCCGGGUUGCAUCUCUCGUCAGGUGGGCUUGGGGAUAGCAAAGAGCUUUUCUCCAUCGGAAGAAUAAAUUCACAGUAUCUAAGCAACUUUUUCACUAACAGAGGAAAUAAUGAUGAGAUUGCUAGUGGAAGGACCACCGUGGGAAAUAGCCACAGACCCAAGCUGGACUAUGACGAAGAAUCUGAUGCUGAUCUUUUUGAGAUUGCAUUGGAACGUUCUUCUGGUAGAAUAAAUCCGGCAAGGUUUUAG